Molecule: messenger RNA, 498 nt
Organism: Gryllus bimaculatus (two-spotted cricket)
Lineage: Eukaryota; Metazoa; Arthropoda; Insecta; Orthoptera; Gryllidae
Source: the annotation of a GenBank genome assembly
AUGGCGCGAUCCACCCGUGGCCUUAGCAUCUCGUCUACCUCUUUGACGCCCAUGCUUAGUGGAUACUCUUGCGCGGUCUUCAGUCUGCGCGCGUUGCGUGUUUCUCAAGCAACGGGAAAGCUGGAGUGUGGAAGAAGCUGUCUGUAUGGAGGUCGAGCCCACCGAAAAAAAGAAAGAAAAAAAGAAGAAAAAAGAAAAUCAAAGCGGCUGCGAGGCUGUUACGUAGUGCUGUGGCCAAAAGCUGUAGACACGGACCUCAAAAUUAGGCAAGUGGUGGCAGAACGUACUCAUCCGCUCGUAUCGACCCGUUUAGCUCGCUCUGGUGGCAAGAGACACCGCAUCGUGCGCCACCUCCUACCAGAGCUGCGAGCCGAGCACCCACUAGUUCGAAAACGGGGAUCGGGUCGAGCAGACUUGCUUGCUUGCUGCCUGCGGUUGCGGAGGCAGGCUCUUGCAAGUCAGGAGUGGCAUGGAGACUUUUAUCGCAAGAUGUCCUGA